This is a messenger RNA of Labrus mixtus (cuckoo wrasse), 3876 nucleotides long. RefSeq names its product family with sequence similarity 219 member Aa (gene fam219aa). Lineage: Eukaryota; Metazoa; Chordata; Actinopteri; Labriformes; Labridae. The transcript has 6 exons. The record is from RefSeq and is a predicted model, not a curated record. The coding region runs from base 193 to 759 and encodes 188 amino acids.
AGACCCGGAAGUAAGGCGGUACUGCUGUUUUGCUGUCGAGUCACCUCUGUCAGGAUGGAGGAAAACGAGCUGCUAUCAUGCUGAACAACGACGGAUACCGACAACCGAGCAUCAUAAACCCGGAUUUUUUUAGUUAGUCACAAGUUAUUGUUGGUUUAGACUGGUGUAACGUUUCUGUACCACUUCGCCAAAAUGAUGGAAGAAAUCGACCGGUUUCAAGUACCUCCAGUGAACGGAGAGACGCAGCCUUUGGACCCAGCAGCAUCCUCCACCUCAGAGGCCGACCCUGACGGCAAGGGAGAGACCGUGGCCAUGAACUACAAGCCCUCACCACUGCAAGUCCAAAUAGAGAAACAGAGAGACCUCGCCAGGAAGGGUUCAGUGAAGAACGGCACUGUGGGAAGUCCUGUCAAUCAACAACCCAAGAAAAAUGCCAGGACAAGGUUGGUGGUGCCAAACAAAGGAUACUCCUCUUUAGACCAGAGCCCAGAUGAGAAGCCCCUGGUAGCGCUGGACACAGACAGCGAUGAUGACUUCGACAUGUCCAGAUACUCCUCAUCAGGAUACUCCUCAGCCGAGGUGAGAUGUCUGAGGGACCAGCAGAUCAACCAGGACCUGAACAUCCAGCUCCUGAAGGACGGGUACCGCCUGGACGAGAUCCCGGAUGAUGAGGACUUGGAUCUGAUCCCCCCCAAAGCAGUCAACCCAACCUGCAUGUGCUGCCAGGCUGCUCCCUCCACAGCCUGUCAAAUCCAGUAGCACCAUUCCCGACCCCUUCAAAAUAAAUCUCCUUCCUGCCAACUGCACCAAGGCCAACCACUGACCAGAGUGGCAGCACAGAGGAAAAACUAUCGUCUGGCUAUGGCACAAAGGGAAAACAAGGAUAUAGAAGCUAAAAUAUUAAAUGGUAAAUAGAUAAAGAGUUAAUAUGUACAGUACCUGUGCACGUUCCUCCUAUGGUUGGAUGUGUGCAUCGUUCUUCUGCAUGGUUGGAUCAAAAAGGACUCGACUGAUGGCAGAAACAUUACCUCGAUGGGAAACGUGUUACUUUUGCUCCUCUUGUUUUGGACUUCCAUCUAAUGCUUGUAGAUAUUUGGUUUACACGGACCUUUUUAAGGAUUGUGAGACGUUAUGGGAGAACAAAAACAAAAUGGGACGACAGAAAAAAAUGACAACAACAUGACAUUACUGUGACAUCGCAUGGUCCAUGGAAAUCUACUGAUGCUCCCAUGAGAUGGACAAGAAGGGAUGGGAAGUUUUGUAGUGGCCAUUUUUCUUUCUCUUUUCUUUCAGCCAAUCUGCUUCGUCCUUCUGUGUAAAUGUGUCAAAUUUGAAAAUAAUCUGUGUGUGUGUGUGUCUAAAUAUGUCCAGGAAAGUUAGUGCUCAAAUAUCAAGCUGCUGUUAAAACACUAAUGCUUAGACUAAGACAUCAUUCCAGAGGUUUUUUUUGUCUGUUACACAAAGGUUGUUCUGCUUAAUUGUUUUAAAUUCAGUUAAAAAGGAACUGAAACAAAACUAGUUUUGCAUGUUGCCUGUCCUAAUGAAUAGCCUGUGCAGAUAAUUUACUGCUUCUGAUUUAGACCUGUACACGUUCUGUGCCGAUGAAACAUAAUAUGAGGCGUCCUUUAAAAAACAGUCUAAGUUACAUUUUAGUUCACCACUGUAAAACCAGUAGAUCUAGAGAAACAGUUAUUAGAACUGAUUACAGCUCAUGAGUUAGUGUGAAUGUCUUUUGUUCCUGUCCAUGUUAACCCCGACAUGAGUGGAUGUUUGAGAAGGUCAGAAUGGCAGUCAUCACCGGAAAUAAUAACAUUAUUUAUAUUCUUCAGGGAAUAGCUGAAUUCAUUGUAGAAAACAUGGGCAACUACAUUAAAGGUAACAUAUUAUGUAAAAUACACUUCAUCAUGGCAUCAUCGUCCACGAACCCCCAAUUAUGAGAAAAGUUCAUCCUCCAUCUUUUGCCUUCUCCACUUUUCAGUAAAUGUGUGCUCAAAUAGUCCGUUUGGAGACAUCAUGACAUCACAAAGGGCAGUAUCUCCUCCCCUAGGUGGGUGAGACUCCCACAGCUAGGUGUUUGUUCCUGCUCUCUGAGUCUGCCUUCUCCCUGUAAACAAUUCGGCAUGGAGCGAGAAAGCCGGAGCCAAGCCCUUCCAGAGGGGCGUGGUCAAACACGGCUAAUUUGCAUUUAAAGCUACAGACACAGCCUGUUCUGAGCAGGGCUGAAAUAGAGGCGUUUAAAGGAAUUCUAAAAUACGGGAUCAAAGUGGAUUUUUGGCGAGAAACUACACAGACAUGUUUUGUGGAGCUCUCAGAUUUAUUUGAAACUUCUUAGAAAUUAGAAAAAUAUGUGACCUUUAAAAGCUUGGCAAUUUUGCUCCUACAUUUGGUUUGUAAUUUUGAGGAAUGUCUUUAAUAACUCCAUAUCAUCUUUAUGGAAAUUAUGUUUGUUGUUUUUCAGGAAAUAAAUAGAAAUAGAGGAAAUAAUAUAAUGUACCCCCCUCAUUUUAAAGUUUUGAUGUCAGUUUGUUUGUUUUGUUGUAUAUUUUCAUUUUUUUUUUGGGACAAGAACUGUCUAUGUAGCACCGGACACAGCUGUGUAUUGUCGAUACGUCAUGCCAAUGGAUGUUGUCCCUGAUGUGCAGAGGGAAGUAGUCCUCGCUGUGAGGAACGCAAACUGGUUAUUUGUCAUGUUUACAUCACUCCAAAGACAUCUCCAGAGCUCUGCACACAUCAGUGUUUUUCUAGUAAAUGUUAAAAGUCACUUGCAUGUAAAUCUGCAAUGCAACAAAUCGUCCUGGAAGAUCAAGCUAGACCACCCCCCCUCAUACGUUCUGCACAUUCAAACACUAAACCUGAUUAAUUUCCUUGUGAGUAAACUAUCUGGAAAUGUGACUACAGUUCUGAAUAUGUGUGCACUUUACACUGUGAUGUAAGUUAUUCUCUCCUGGUUACAUUCAGAAUAUUCUUUUGACUCACCUACGAGGGAUUUGAAAUGAGGAUGUGGAAGUACUGCGUGAAGCAUGAAGACUCUUACAUCUUUGUAGGUGUACUGCAGUGUUUUUGUAAUAAUUUGCAUCAUUGUUUCAUAAUGUAUGUCUGCUGAUUUAGUUUGCACAUUUACAACUUUGAGGUUUUCAUUUAAAAAAAAAAAAAAAGAUUUCUAGAUAGAUAGACAAAGGACAAACCCCCCUUUUAUGUCAUUCACUGAAUGGAGGUAAAAAAAGGAAAGUUAUGUAUUUACUCCGAAUAUUACUGUAUGUAGAGUAAACACAACUAAAUCCUCCUGACAAAUGUUAAUUCUGUCUGAUAACAUGUACCUUUCUAUACCUAAUACAGGCUCAAUGUUUCUAUAGCAUUAUAGUUACAAAAGUAAGCAAGCUUCAAAAACAAUAUUUGCAAAUAAGGUGCCAUGUGGGUAGAUAAAAGAAAAAUGACCUGCACUCAGUAGGGACGAGACAAAGUGGUCAGGUCAUGUAAUGCCAAUGCAGCGACUAACUGAGCUGUGUGUUGGACCAGUAGCUGUGUGUAACAUGUAAGGACUGACUGUGCAACGGACUGAUUUGGUUUGAACAUCCUCCUAACAGGUUGACUCGCUGCAGUCGUCUUCUAUUGAGUGCACUACUUUUGGCUACCGAUGUCUUUGCACAUAGCGAAUUGAAAGUAAUGCAUUGUAACAGAAGCUAUUUAUUUUCAGGUAUGUGUUUUUAAUUUAUUAAGAAUGGGAAAUAAUUCUUACACAGACUUAUGUUUUUUUUUUUUUUUUGUUCUGUCAGGUGCUUCUUAUGAUGAUUGUGAUCUGGUUCCAUUUAGAUUUUAACAGUGUUAAAGUUCUGUGUAUAGUGCAACAUAUCAAAAAUAAAGACUAGAUAUCAGAAA